CAUCCCAGUCAUCAGUCAUUCGACAGCAUUGACCUAGUCACAAGUGUCCCCCCCACGAAGCAGAACCAAAUCCAGAGACAGCCCGCAAUCAUGUCUCGAGUGUGCCUUCCUGUCCUGGCCAUUGUGCUCAUCCUUGCAGGAUCCUCCGGGGCAGCUGGCCUCGAGUGGCCCUCCAAUUUGUUGGCUCUCAGCUCUGGCAAGUCCACGCAGCUGCUGUCCCUGCCUGCUGCCGAGGAUGCCGAAGAGCAGUCCGAGAGCAGCGCUGCAGCUGCCGCCGCUGCGCAAAAGGAGGAAAAGAACCCGCAGGAGGACGCUUCCUCCUCCUCUGAUCAGCUUUCGCAAUCUUCCAGCGGCAGCUCGGACACCAUCGAUGCGCGCCUCCUGUCUGGCAUACCCGUCACCGUGCCUCUGCCUCUGAUUGUGGCCGCUCGCCCUGGCCUGCGGACAGUCCUUACCAUCCAGGAGCCAGCUGUGGCCAAGGUGGGCGAGGUGGUGCAGCAUGUGCCCACCGCAGUGUCCCACCAGAGCCAGACGAUUGUGCACGACCACCGCCGCGUGGUCAGCCCCAUCGUGGCGCCUGCCGUUCGCACCACCAAACUGGUUCGCCAGCAGCCGCCGCUCCUGUGGACUCUGUCCUCUGCCGAUCCUCGCUUGGUUCUGCUCCGCAACUGAAGGCAAGUCUCACCCUUCACGGACCCCAAAGAUGAACCCACAAACUGAACAACUCGCCAAACCCUCAGCUUUAGCUCUACUUUUCCUCCUCCUCCCUCUCUAGCCCCCCCCCCCCAGACUGUCUCUCCUUUGUCUCCGAUCUGUUCUCUCUUCUCUGCCAUUUUCUGUUGAUUCUCUUCUCUGCAAUAAAGAAUUCGCAUCUGCA
Messenger RNA from Drosophila guanche, 877 nucleotides. RefSeq names its product retinin (gene retinin). The record is from RefSeq and is a predicted model, not a curated record. The transcript is spliced from 2 exons. Bases 91 to 672 code for a protein of 193 amino acids. NCBI's taxonomy places the organism in Eukaryota, Metazoa, Arthropoda, Insecta, Diptera, Drosophilidae.